Acaulospora colombiana is the source of this 357-nucleotide messenger RNA. The record is from the annotation of a GenBank genome assembly. NCBI's taxonomy places the organism in Eukaryota, Fungi, Glomeromycota, Glomeromycetes, Diversisporales, Acaulosporaceae.
ACUACCACGGAACUUUUUGGGUUGGCAGUUCAUCCGAAUCCAAGACAUCAUUUGCUCAGCACAUACAAGAAAACUUUGGAAUCUCUAACACAGAUUCCCCCUACUGCUGUUUAUCGUCAAGCCACUGAAGCCUUGACACAAUAUCGACUUUCGAUUGUAGAAUCUAAUGAAGAUGUAAAAGAGAUUGAGAACAAGAUUGGUGCGGGAAUAAUUGAAGAGGUUAUUUGGCAGGCAGAGGAUGAACUUAAAUUGUUUAAAUAUAGGUAUACUAAACUAGAUAAUAUCCAUUAUAGAUGGGAACCGCUUGAAGAUCCGCCACCAAAGGGACAAUGGCAAUAUGAACAGAAUGAGAAAUAA